AUGAGCAGCAUGCUUCAAGAGAUCAUGGCCUUUGUUUUAACCACAUCAGGGUGGGUGCUGGUGUCUUCCACCCUGCCGACGGACUACUGGAAGGUCUCGUCCCUCGACGGAACAGUAAUCACCACAGCUACCUAUUGGUCCAAUCUGUGGAAGACAUGCGUCACUGAUUCAACAGGAGUCUCCAACUGCAAAGACUUUCCCUCCAUGCUGGCGAUGGAUGGUUACCUCCAGGCCUGCAGAGGGUUGAUGAUUGCAGCUGUCUGUUUGGGGUUUUUUGGUUCUUUAUUUGCCCUCGUGGGGAUGAAAUGCACUAAAAUUGGAGGAAGUGAUAAAAAUAAAGCCAAGAUCGCUUGCUUUGCUGGCAUAGAUUUCAUUCUAAGUGGUCUCUGCUCACUUUCUGCUUGUUCUCUUUAUGCUCAUCGGAUAACCUCUGAGUUUUUUGACCCGAUGUUUGUGGCUCAGAAGUAUGAGCUUGGGGCUGCGCUCUUCAUUGGCUGGGCAGGUUCCAUCCUCUGCAUCCUUGGAGGAAGUAUCUUCUGCUUCUCAAUAACAAGUUCCUUUUCCAAAAGGCAGAGUCAGAUAAACUAUGUGUACAAGGGGCGUGUCUCACAUUCACACAUCUCCUCCUACACCAGAGGGCAAACGAAAUCUGUAAACGAGAGGCCGCCUGCAGAAAACAGCAGCCCCGCCAAGAUUCAGCACUUCGAUAGGAAUGCGUAUGUGUGA
Molecule: messenger RNA, 726 nt
Organism: Nematolebias whitei (Rio pearlfish)
Lineage: Eukaryota; Metazoa; Chordata; Actinopteri; Cyprinodontiformes; Rivulidae
Product: claudin-10-like
Exons: 5
Coding region: 1-726 (241 amino acids)
Biological process (GO): bicellular tight junction assembly; cell adhesion
Cellular component (GO): plasma membrane; bicellular tight junction
Molecular function (GO): structural molecule activity
Source: RefSeq, a predicted model, not a curated record